AUGCGCUGUGCCGGCGUAACCGUCUACUUAGCCCUGAAGCACAGCAACGCCCGCCCGUGCCAGUGGGUAGUCAUCUCCAGCGCCGGCGCCGGCCUAGGCCACUUCGCAACACAACUCGCCAGCAAAGCCAUGGGCCUGCGCGUAAUCGGAAUUGACCACGGCAGCGAAGCUGAGCUCACGAAAGCUUCCGGCGCUGAACAUUUCGUCGACAUUACACAGUUCCCCUCCGAUGAUAAGGGCGAGACUUUGACUAAGCAUGUCCAUGAACUGGCAGAUGGGCUCUCGUUGCCCAUGCUGCGGUGGUCUGUACAGCUGCGAAUGCAGCGUACGCGCAGGCGUUACCGUUGUUGA
Messenger RNA from Penicillium canariense, 351 nucleotides. RefSeq lists its product as uncharacterized. NCBI's taxonomy places the organism in Eukaryota, Fungi, Ascomycota, Eurotiomycetes, Eurotiales, Aspergillaceae. Bases 1 to 351 code for a protein of 116 amino acids. The transcript has a single exon. The record is from RefSeq and is a predicted model, not a curated record.